AAAAAGCCGCAAUAUAGAUCUUACCGAUGGCCCCGACAUCGUGAGGCUUAGGGGCUAGAGCCCCUAAGCCCCCCCCCUAGAUCCAGCGCUGGUAAUAAUCCGUCGCUAUAGCGCAGCAAAUUGUCACUGAAAUGGCAAAAUUCGACCUGGAAAAGCUCACAAACAGGGUCAAAAACAUCUCCGUACUGAACCGUCUCUUUUUCACGAGUGCAGAUCAGCAUGUUAAGUUCAAAGCUCUGGUUGGAUUCAUCUAUGGUUUCACUCUGGGCCUGGUUUUCCACAGAUACGUUUUAUCGGAGCUGAGUCUGGAUGACAAUAUCUCCUUCUGGCUCACUCUCACUAUUUGCCUCAUGCUGGGCACGGGAAUAGCGUCAUCGUCCCAAAUUCGUUGCAUCACCUUGCUCUCAUUCCCCAGCUUUGGAGGGAAAGUCGGUAGGAGCGUUCUUAAGGCCAUGGUGAUCACUUUCGUGAUUGCAGGACCUGUGGAGAAUAUGUCGAAAAACAGCAAGGAGGUGGUUCGAGUUUUCGCUUGCACAGCAACUCUAACUUACAACCUAACAAAAACGCGCUUCAGUUUGAUGUUCAAACCAUUUGCCGAUGCAAUAUUCGGCAUAAAAACCGAAAUGCAAGAAGUGAAGGAGACUGUGAGAUCCAUUCGAGAUGUGUCGGCUCCCAUAACUGGCGAAAUGGAAGACGAACAGGCAAUGAAGAAGAUCAAAGAAGAAAACGACUACUUGGACGAGUUGAGCAAGAGUGAAAAGCCGACCAACGCCACCAACAAAGGUGAAGCUGCAGAGGCGGCAGUUUACGAGAAGCAGUACUUGAAAAAAGUGGAAACGCGUUGCAUGAACCAGUUCAUCAAAGCUUCAAUCAAGUGCAGAAACAUGUUUUCGAGCGGCUACGACAAAUGCUAUGAAACAGUCACAUGGAUCGCUGCCUGGAUCUUGUGCUGGCCAAUGAAGCUGGACUUUGUGUGCAAUAUUGCAGAAGCUUUAGGCGGCGCUAGCAGAUGUGACCCAUCGAAACACAUCGACCCUGGAUUUGGUGAAGGCUACACCUAUUUGAAACAUUCCAGAUUCUCGCUCUCCCAAAACUUCAAGGAUGUGAAGCUGCAAUAUAAAAUUGGUAAAAUCAAACAGUUGCGCGAUCUUAGAGAUGCCCGAGAUACCUCAGUGGCCAUACUUCAGCACGUCAAGUCGAAACAAGCGAUUUUCAACAGUAUCUUCAACAUCAUCAAGCGAGUGCUGGCGUUCGUUUUCCUGAAGAUUAUCCUCAAUUGCCAGGAGUAUGAGGAGAAGUAUUUGAAAGAUAUUGAGUUUGACAACGUUUACAUCACUAAGUACUUUCGCAAAAUUGACGCCCGCAGAAAGUCGCUGGAGAAGCGCACUCUACUACCACUGAAGAAAAUCGAAAGAACCCAACUAGUGGAUCCGCUCACGCUAAAACCGCUCAAAGCAGAGCGACAGCAUAUUUUAAGAGAAUCCUUUCUAUUGAUUCUUGAAAUGAUCACAGCCAGCACUUUUAUUCUGCUGGACUCUUUGUUCUUCGAGGCCCUCGAUAUAAUACGACGCCACUCAAAAAUCGACUACCUCACCACUGGGAAGCAUGACUUAAUGCUCCAGAUCAAAGGUACUGGAAUGAUCGCAGCUUUGCUGCGCUCUCUGGUCAAAGGAUUCAACAUAAAGAAACGCAUUAAAAUCGAACGAAGCAAUGAAGAGUGCUUGCCCCGGCCCACCUCCAUGCCCAAAUCGUACAUCCUCAAAAUAUACGGGACGUAUUUUAGCAUAUGGCUGAUGAUGUGGCUGCAAACUUACACUCAGAGAACCCGAAGGAUGAUUUGCGCGUAUUUCUUCAGAAAACGCGAAAAGCGCCGAGUGCUUUUCCUGUACAAUGARACCCUCAAAAGACGAAUGGGAUUGUUGAGGCACAUGAAGAAGAACCUGGAUCGCAAAGCGCGCGCUCGACGGCUGGAGGAAAACUACAACGUWCUUCAAAUUAUGACUAUCAAGUAUCCGAAGGAGUUCAGUUGGUUGAAGUGGUUCAAGGCGGGAAGAAGGAAAUGUUUGCUGUGUGAGGAAGUAGAGCCCAGAAAACAGAGCGACUUUAUUGAGUGCCCGARUGAAGGUUGCCACUUCAUCUACUGCCAAGAGUGCUGGAAGGAUAUGGGGGACAAAUGUCUGGUCUGUGCGGUGGAAAGUGAAACUGAAGAUGAUUUCACUGAUGAAAAUGAUGAUGAUUAUGAGGAGUUUUAGUUUUUUGAGUAAAUAGUGAGUAUCCAAGCGUCGUGUUUCAGGAGUCUUGAUAUUUUCAGAGAUGAGUUUUUUUAUCCCGAGGAGCAUCGGGGGGUUUUCGCAGAACUACUGGCUCGAUCUUGCAUUUUUUAAUUGAUGUAUUC
Messenger RNA from Dendroctonus ponderosae (mountain pine beetle), 2395 nucleotides. RefSeq names its product protein sneaky (gene snky). The transcript is spliced from 11 exons. Bases 132 to 2252 code for a protein of 706 amino acids. Lineage: Eukaryota; Metazoa; Arthropoda; Insecta; Coleoptera; Curculionidae. The record is from RefSeq and is a predicted model, not a curated record. Gene Ontology annotation, cellular component: membrane.